Geodia barretti is the source of this 1097-nucleotide messenger RNA. The record is from the annotation of a GenBank genome assembly. Lineage: Eukaryota; Metazoa; Porifera; Demospongiae; Tetractinellida; Geodiidae.
GGGUGUGGCUAGUGUACAAUUCCACGUCGUAGUGUAAUUCUACAUUUUUUUAUGGGAGCUAUGGACGCGGCCCACGUGGUUGACGAGGCCACAGGUCAGGCUAGCGCUACCAUCUCUGGUGAAACGGGCAGAAAGAAGAGAAAAAGAAAGAGGGACGAAGUUGAAACGGCGGAGACAUUGAGUAGAUCUAUAGCAAAUUCAGGAGAACCAGCUCCACUCAAAAAGCCAAAGAAGUGGAAGAAUAAACAGAGGGUUCUGGUGUUCUGUGCUAGAGGCAUCACAUACAGAUGCAGACACCUGGUAAAUGACCUCAAGAUACUCAUGCCACAUUCAAGGACAGAUUCCAAGCUGGACCGCAAAGACAAGCUCCCAGUCAUUAACGAGAUCUGUGAAAUGAAGAACUGUACAAAGUGUAUGUUCUUUGAGAUGAGGAAAAAGAAGGAUAUCUACAUGUGGGUAUCAAAUGUGCCAGAUGGACCUUCAGCCAAGUUCCUCGUUGAAAAUGUACACACAAUGAAUGAACUCAAGUUGACUGGUAACUGUCUCAAGGGCUCCCGGCCUCUUCUUUCCUUUGACCCUAGUUUUGGUGGAUCCCCGCAACUGGAGCUCCUGAGAGAGCUCUUCACUCAGGUCUUCAGCACUCCCUACCACCAUCCCAAGAGCAAGCCGUUUGUCGACCACACCCUCCAUUUCUCUGUCCUGGACGACCGGAUCUGGUUCAGAAACUACCAGAUUGUUGAUGGUGGGGGAGGCUUGACAGAGAUCGGUCCAAGGUUUGUGUUGCAGCUGAUAAAGGUCUUUUCUGGUAGUUUUGGAGGUCCAACUCUGUACGAGAACCCUCACUACAUCACACCCAAUGCUCACCGGCGAGCUACAAAACUGGCGGCAGCAUUCCGGUAUAAGAACAGAGUGGAAGCCAAGAAGAGCCUCGGCAAGAGACGAGCUGAUGAGACCAGGGGCUUACCCCAGGAUCCCCUCGAGGACAUCUUUAAUGAACCAACUGACACCUAGAUACCUUGUCCUGAAUUAGAUACCCUGUCAGUCACUAAUGCAAAUUUGUUGUAUUAUUCAAGAGCUAAUUAACAAUAAAUAUCGCA